Messenger RNA from Podarcis lilfordi (Lilford's wall lizard), 7209 nucleotides. The record is from the annotation of a GenBank genome assembly. NCBI's taxonomy places the organism in Eukaryota, Metazoa, Chordata, Lepidosauria, Squamata, Lacertidae.
AGAGAGUUAAGCUCUGCUGCCAGGAAUUUGCAGUUUCUCCCUAGGCCGCGGGGGAUGGAAGAGGGCGGGAGAGCGGGCAGGCUAUGCAACAAGUGGAGAAUUCUCUAUUGGCCUCUGGAAUGCAUGAGCUGAGCAAGGGAUUUCUGUGGACACCCAGCCUUAUGUGAGCUGUGCCUUGGCUCUCGCUGUCCCUUCUGGGGCAGCCGAACCGGGUGAUGGCUUCAUCAGAGUGGCUCCCUGGGAUGUCCCACCAGCGCGACCUCUGCCGCCGCACCGUUCAUCUGCUGAGGAAGAUGCGCUCAGAUGUCAGUAGCCUCCUGGAGUCCUACGUGAGUCUUUUCUUUGAAACUCUUCUUCCCACUCUCUGCAGCUUGGAUGUCUUCUUUGCUUAGCCUCAAAAGCUCUGGCCACCUGUUUUCUUUGAAUUUUGAAAGCAGGGCUUCAUUUCAGAGGGAAAAAGAACCCUGUUGAUCUUAAACUUCAUUGAGCUUUCUGAGGGAGCAAAAUGUUUGUCGUUCCACUGUAAGGAAAAAGUGAUGCUUUUGCACUGAUCAGGUGUGUUGCUGAGCUGAGUGUGGGGCCUUUCCCUUGAGAAAGCAUAAUGGGCUUUGUACUCUUUCUUCUCUCACAAAUUAGACCAUUUUUACCAGAUAAGGCAUAUUAAUGCUCCCAGUAUGGGGUGCCUUUAAUUUGGAUUUCUAGUGAGAUUCAUAAUUAUAGAUAAGUGGUAGUUUUUCCUAAUCAGGGCUUAGCUAGAGCCUUCUGUGCCUCAGGUUAUUUAAUUUUAUUCCAGUUGAAACUGUUAAGCCCCUAAUCUCUACCUGGUGUUUUGGUAAAUCCAGCCCUGCAGAGGGCAUCUAAUCUUGAUGGGAAGGCACCGGUCAGCUCCUCCUCACUCCACUCCCUUUGAAAGCAGUCUUCGUAGUUUUAUAUAUUUAACAAUGAAGGGGGAAAUGAAUCACUGUGGCACAGAAUCAAGUAAUUAGAAAGGGCCGUAUAUCUUCCCGAGUCCACUCCCUGCCCACAGGCAGAACCAUCCACCCACAACUCGGCUGGCGCUUUGUUACAGCAAGGGCAGAACAAAUAGCUCCAGAUAACUCAUGCAGUAAUUUUAAGGCACAUAUUGGGGAUCAAAGAAAAAUAAGGAAAACAAGCUGGUUUUGACCUGGAAGGGGUGUGGGACUCAUUUCUAUUGCCAAACCUUGGUGGUCCAUCAAAGCACUUGUCCCAGAAGGAAUAUUUUGGAGCAGUCUUGUCAUGGUAGGAAGUAGGUUUUCCAUCCCUAUCAGAAGUCAAGACAGAGUUCGAACCAGGGGCUUAAUUUAAUUAUUUUGUAGCAGACCUGCCCUGGGACAGGGUAGGGGUGGAAAUAACAGGAUAGGAACCGCUCGGUUCCUAUAAUAUAGCGCCAUCUUGUGGAGGCUACAUGUAUAACAUUCUCUUCUUGGAGUACCUUUGGAAUCCAUAUCUGAAUGAGGUUUACACACCUCUACAGACUUUCCACACUGUAUACUGUAACUAUUAGUUAUUAAGUUAUAUACUGAUUACAUGCAUGCCAAAAUUGCCUAAGCGGUUUGCAAUUAUAAAGUCAAUCAGUAGUUAAAAUACAGUGCACAAUAACUCUAAAACGUCCUGAAUUAAAAUAUACAACAAGACAAGCAAUUAAAUAGCAUAACUGUUAAAAUACCUAAAAACUUGAUAAAGCAAUAAAAUCGCAAGUCCAGUUCAGGGGAAUGCCAGGGUGAACAGUUGUGGUGUAACAAUUGCCUCGAGAAAAAUAUGGGCAGAAUUUCUGAAAAGCUUUUUAUUUUCCCCACCUACUUGCUCCCUUUCCGAUUUCUUUUCUUCUAGGUUGAGAAACAAGGGUUGGACAAAAACUUCAACCUGGACUCGAUUGACGGCGUGCCAACAGCUGGCACUGAACAGUGGGGCGAGAUUUCAGAUGCGGAGCGGCUAGCAGACAACCUGAAAGCUUACUGGGCGUUUCAGAUAUUACUGGAUGAAAUCCUGGAAGAGCAGAGGUCCAGCUUGAGCCCGGACGACACAGCUUUCCACGAGUCUAUCCAGUCCGUUGUGCUCCAGGUCUCGGGUCUCGCUUACCAACUGGAGGAACUGAUGGCGAUGCUGGAGCACAAUGUACCAGCCAAAGAGUUGGGAAGUAUCAGAGAUGCUGGUGGAAAGAGCUCAUUUGAGAAGAAAAUGAGGGGCAUGAAAGUACUGCAGGAGCUUGCCCAAUGGACUGUCCGGUCUGUCCGGGACUUGCACCAUAUCUCCAAGUCUGUUCAGGCAGGCGCCAUCCCACGUUCGAGUCGCCGCCUGGCUCAAGCCCAGAAGAAAUGAGGCUGCUCUUCUCUGUCGAGGGUCUUUCCUUUCCAAAGGCCGUACCUCCCUCUCAGCUGUGGUGUAUUGGGCUGGUACAGUAUGGUCAGAGUGAGCCCUCUGAUGAGAGAAUAGGAGUGACUAGCGCUUUCCAGAUGUUAGUAUUUAUUUCCUUUUGAGAAAUCCUCAAAUUCAAGCCGCAUACCAACAUUAAUUUUGGUGUGGAUUCACACAACCUUUGUCUUGGAGACUUCAGCGACCACAUGCCGGUUGGGGCUGACUUGCACACACUUUGUUCUGAGGAUUCAGGGUGGGUUGCAGUAUCUGUAGCUUUAGAGAAACCUCGGAAUUUAAUCUGGGGAAGGUCAGCCAGCAGGUAUACAGGAUGAACCAGAGAUUUCAGCCUCUCCUCUUUCCCCUUCCCACCACGUUCUGAACCCUGCAGUCUUAUUUGCUGUUACUGUUUCUUUGAAGUUCUCAUCAAAAUCCUUUUUGACUUCCAUGCGCUGGGAGGGGGAGAAAACCUUUACUUGAGUUUGCCUUGACAGUAAGUCAUCUGAAUCCACCUCUGCUGAAUUUCCCUUGGGCAAAUUCAACUAAAGUGAUUAUGUAAGCUGGAUCCAAUGAAGCGUUGCAGGGGGGUUGGACUAGAUGACCCUCGUAGUUCCUUUCAAUUCUACAAUUCUGUGAUUCUAUGCCAUGGUACAUAAUAAAGCCCUGCUCAGAUCUGGGAACUCACAACUUGUCACAGGCAUCUAUUUGGCUGUAGUCAGUGGUGUCCCUCUGCAGCCUUACGUUGCCCCCAGAUCUGCUCAAGAGGAUUGGACCUUUUAGAAAAGUGUGAUAAGGUAGCACAGGAGACUACAGUAGAAAAAGUGAAUUUGCAAAAUCAGCUCCCAACCCCCUUUCAGCUCACAGAAUCCUCCGCUGGAAUAAAGAUUCUUCCAUUCUGGGGAAGGACACAGUACAUGGACCCUUUGAUGUCCAGUUUGUCCCAGUUCACCAUGGGGGUUCUAAAGUGGAUCACAAUCAGACCCAGGUCAUGAUCUGCCUGGAUCAGAUCAGGUUAAGUCUGCUUUGGAAGCCGGCUUCUGCGGAUUCCUCCCUCCAGCCCUAGAUACACAAAGGCUAACAGUUGGGGAAAGAAUAUUUGUUGGCCUGGAGAUCUGACAAAGCUCCGCCACUUGGAGUAAAUAAAGAUGAAAAUGUGAUGUCCAACAACUGGAAGGAAUUAAAGCCACCCCUUUCAAGUUCUCAGUUUUACCAUUACCAGAAGAAGUUGUAUAAUCCACUUUCCAGGAAUGCUUCCUUCUGCUUAUGAACUGGAACAGGAUGGAGGAAUAAGAGCUCCUGCAAGCUGCUUCUUUUUUUUUAAGUGCCAAGCAAACUAAUGCAAAUUCAUUGCUAAUUCAUUCACUUCAAUGAGAGGAUAUUAUGGAAGUGGUGUUUCUGUGUCUGAAUAGGGUUCUAAAAUUGCCUGUGCCCCUGGUGCAUUCUUUGAAAAGUCUCACAGCAGGCUCCAGAAGACCCUGUUGUUUCCCAUGGAAGGCUGGCUGUCGACAGCGAAUGCUGCUUGUGCGCCAGAAAACUCCUGCACUGAACCUGCUUUGCUAAUGUUUUGCGCAGGGACAAGUGCUUCAUUUACGCAGGAAAGGGGCCCAUUUAAUAGUUCUAGGCUCACUGACACUGAAACUAUAUUUAACCAUGACGUUGAAAGACUGUAUACAAAAGCAGAUUAGUAUUUUCUGGAAAUGGCUGCUUUCAAACCAAAGCAGUUGGCAUUUUGUUUUUGCUAAACUAACCGGUUAGGUUUAUUACAUAAGGCUGCAAUCCUCAGCAGACAGAGGAGUAAGCGAUGUUGAACAUAUUAAGCUUUACUUCUCAGUAAAUUUGGAAAUGCACACCUUGGCAAUGCGCUAUGUGGCUGCGGAGCUAGCCGCUUAAAUGAACUGCUGUUUUUUUCUCUGGGGAAGGUGCAAAAUCUCUUUUUUAAAAAUGGAUUUAAUAUAUAAAUGUGUACAGAUUGGCUAAUCAUUCAUGUGGAUCCUUUAAUCUAUGCCAACUGCUAUUUAAAAUGAGCUAAAGGAGACGCGGGGUUUACUUUUUAAUCUGCAUUGGUUCUGUGUUCUUGGAGCAACUGGCAUGAAUGAAUUAACCCUUAGGGUGACUUCUCUGAAUGUGUGUGUGUGUGAGAGAGAAAGGGGGUGGGGAGACUUCAGAGUGUCAAAAAAUCCCAACAGGAAAUGUUAAAUAUUCGGUCCAGUGUGCCUAAUUCAGAAGAACGAAACUAAAAGUGACUAGAAUGAGUUGUUGUUUGGGUCGAAGACUCUUUUAAUUGGUGGGGAAGAGUUUCUGCCAGAUGAUCUAGGGCAAUUAUAAAAGAACAGAGUGUUCGUUUACUGCACAAAGGAGAUGGUAAAGGGACGGGUUUUUCAAUCCAUCUCUCAAAUUAAAACCGGUUUGGUGAUGGAGAGGGUCUGCGUUACAUGGCUUGCACUAGCGUCCUGGGAUUCUGCACCAAAUUAAUCCAAAUUUUGCUCUCUGACUAAAAAGAUGCAGGACUGUAAGUCCUAUUUAGAGUAGAUCCAUUUAAAUUAAUGAACCUAAGUUGGCCGUGUCUGUUAACUUUAGUGAGUCUACUCCAAGUGAGACUGGCAUUGACUGCCACUCAUAGAUACAACUCAUAUAUUUAACCAGCUUAACUGAUAGGAGUCUUUUGUUGAAUCUGGAGUACUUUGGUGACAGAAGGAAAGAGACAAAUACUGGUAAGGGGAAGAGCAACAGAAUGUCUGUGGGAAGGGGAACGUGACUAGAGUCCUUUGCAUUCUUUCUAGGGAAUGAUCACCAUUGAAAUCAGUAGGAUUUACUUCUGUUUAAACAUACUCAGGAUUGGGCUGGGAAGGUUAUGAAGGAGAGCCAGGUCACACAGAAGCUCAUUCUCUGAAUAAAGGUAAAGGUAAAGGGACCCCUGACCAUUAGGUCCAGUCGUGACCGACUCUGGGGUUGCGGCGCUCAUCUCGCUUUAUUGGCCAAGGGAGCCCGCGUACAGCUUCCAGGUCAUGUGGCCAGCUUGACUAAGCUACUUCUGGCGAACCAGAGCCACGCAUGGAAACACUGUUUACCUUCCCGCUGGAGUGGUACCUAUUUAUCUACUUGCACUUUGACGUGCUUUCGAACUGCUAGGUUGGCAGGAGCAGGGACUGAGUAACGGGAGCUCACCCCGUUUGCGGGGAUUUGAACCGCUGACCUUCUGAUCGGCAAGUCCUAGGCUCUGUGGUUUAACCCACAGCGCCACCCACGUCCCUUCAUUCUCUGAAUACUGGACUUUAAAAAACCCUGUCUACUUCUGCUGAAUAAAGUUGGGCUUUUUUUCUUUCCCAAAUACGACUUCCGCUGAAUAAAGGUAAAAUUCCAAUUCCAGAUUCUGUGUAAAAUUCAGCACUUGUGGCAAAUGCCCCCUUAUCUUUCCUGUAAAGGUGUGUUGGGUGGGGUGUUUUGCUUCUGCUGCUUUUCACACAUGGGGAGUGAAUGUCAAAGGACAGGUAAUGCUUGGAGAGGUUAGACUAGCCUUCCCCUAUAUGAUGUCCUCCAGAUGUUGCCAGCCUUAGCCGCCAGCAUCCCUGACCAUUGGCUUGGUGAUGCUAGCAGGGAAUGAUGAGAACAGGAGUCCCAUCACAAACAUCUGGAGGGCACCAAGCUGCAGAAGGCUGGGUUAGACCAAUUCAUAUUUCCAUAAUCCAUAUUUUGAAGGAGCUCCUCUGAAGGCUAUGACCUAUUUUUUAUAUAGAGAGAAAAUAGUGCUCUUUCAUUGACUAGGAUUCAGACUUAGCAUUCUACGUAUGAAUAGAUGGGCACUUUCUGUUCCUAAAAGUGACUUGAUCUAGCAAGGGGAGUGAUUUUUGUUAAUUUCCCUAUUCCCCAGUGCAAGUUCCCGUGCUGUUCUAGAGAGUCCCCCCAGCCUCUGGAUCAGAUCUGGCAGGGAUUGCAUGGAAAGAGGAAAUUAGCGAAAUAUAUAUGAAAGGCACAAUUCAAUUUCCCACUAAAGGUCACCUUUAUCUAUUGUGCUGUUUCUAACUUGAAUAUUUAUAUUUAUGCUAUAUUUUAAAAUGUGAAAUGUUUCUUCUAGCAAGUUUUUUUAAAAAAAUACCUUUAGAAAUGUAUGAAAUCUAUAAUUAUCGGAGGUGCUUCCUUAUUUUAUAUUGUGAAUUUUGAAGAAAUGCCUCCCAUAAUAAAAUUUUGAGUUUUCUAACUUGGAAGCAGAGUGAAAAUAUCACAGUUGCUUCCCAGUUGUGAUCUCACUUGUUGCAAGAAGGCUUUCUGCAUCUAGAAAAAGAAUAUAACAUUAUUAAGAGGGUUGCGAUAUGUAAUUGGUUGAAAAUUUUGAUCAACUAAACGUGUCCCACAGUUACUUGGGCAGAUUUUAUAGAGCAUACAUUUUAAUAUAAGUAAUUAGAAAAACUUUAGAUGGCAAGUGCAGUCUUAGGAGAAGCAUUUCCCUCCUCAUCUCUCCCACAUGGGAGAGAAUGUGUCUCCUAAGAACAUGGUGUCUAAAGCACAUGCAUCAUCUAAAAGGUGGCUGGGGGAACCUGUAGCUCUCCAGAUGAUUUUUGACUCCAUCUCCCAUCAGCCCCAGCCAGCAUGGCCAAUGGUCAGGGAGAAUGGGGGUUGUAGUUCAGCACAUUUGGAAAGCCACAGGCUCCCUACCCUAAUCUGUAAACAAAGUAUGCUUACUAUAUGCUACCCAUUUGUAAAUUUAACCAAUUAAUGGAUUACUCACCAAACUGAUGUGAUUAAAGAUUUGUUUAAUUGUGUGAGAGCCCUAAUUAUUGAUUGCACCAAAGUGUGUUAAAAUAAUUUGAUUAAAUAAAGUUGAUUUAUUUUUUAACAGGA